Molecule: messenger RNA, 555 nt
Organism: Daldinia vernicosa
Lineage: Eukaryota; Fungi; Ascomycota; Sordariomycetes; Xylariales; Hypoxylaceae
Exons: 1
Coding region: 61-264 (67 amino acids)
Source: RefSeq, a predicted model, not a curated record
GAACAAAGACCCUUGUUUUUUUACUCUCGCGGGAAACGGGGCUCUCUUUCUCUUUCUUCAAUGCAGGUUCCAUCUAAGCCCAACGUCUGUGCGUUUUUUUAUCACGUUUUCACGAACGUCCCCAUGGCAAUCCUACACGCUACCAUGCUACAUGAUACAUACUAUUACAUUGGCCCUGGUUCGUCUCAUACAUACCAUCACAGUACAUCAUACGUCGCCUGUAAUGGGAUACGGGCGCUUAUGCUUCUUUUAGGUAUUCAAUAAGCUCCUCAGCUACCUAGCUACCUAGGUACUCUUCACCUAAACAAGUCCCCUCCGCCCCAAGUCGUCAUAGGCGUCGAGAGAGCUGAUCAGUGAACAAAGGUUUCCGGGUCUCCGGGAAUAGCGAUCUGGGGCCGAUGAACUGGCGGUCAGCCGACUAGUAUGCAUGAUAGACAUUAGACAUAUAUACAUAUUAAUAGGUACCUUACAUAGAUGGUUACUUCUAUGUAGGUAUAUUUACUAGGUAGUUACUAUGUAUAUAGGUAUAUUUACUAGGUAGUUACUAUGUAUAUA